Messenger RNA from Rubroshorea leprosula, 2035 nucleotides. The record is from the annotation of a GenBank genome assembly. NCBI's taxonomy places the organism in Eukaryota, Viridiplantae, Streptophyta, Magnoliopsida, Malvales, Dipterocarpaceae.
CUGCAAUUCAUUCCUUCUGUAUCAGUUUGUUUCUCAGCAGCAACUUACUAAGGAGGCAUGGAGGCUAUUCAGGUUCAAUCAGUUCCAUCUGUAAGAAUAGCUGCAUGCAUGAUUGUGCCUGAGGUUCUUAAAGAAAAUAAUUAUGAAAGAUGGUGCAUUUUCAUGAAACACUAUUUCGGGGCUCGAGACCUUUUGGAUGUGGUUCUAUCAGGCGAAAUGCCUCUUGACGAAGACCCAAGGGAUUGGAUUAAAAAGAAUGAUUUAGCUCUGCAUGCAAUGAAGAUUUCAUGUGGAGUAGAAAAGUUUGAUAAGAUUAAGGAGAUGAAUUCAGCACAAGAUGCGUGGAAUGCGUUGGCUGACUUGCAUAAACAAAAAAAUGAAGACGGGGGCAAAGGAAGCGAAACUGGCAUCGCGAUUCUUGAGAGGGAACAAGCCAAAACAUUGCUCAAGGACAUAAGAAGGGGGGAUUCUGAUGCCGUAAAGAAAGUAUUUGAAACACAUCCGUAUUCUGCAAGUGCAUUAGAAAAUGGUUCCACUGCCCUUCAUGUUGCAAUUACUACUAAAAUGUUAGGGUUGGCUAAGGAACUGAUUUCGGAGAUGUCAGAAGAUGAGCUGGAAACACAAGAUAAGAGUGGUAGGACAGUUCUUUCCUUGGCUGCUUGUAACAGAUUCCAUCCAGAGAUCCUAAACUGUAUUGUAAAAUGUUUGGUGGAAAAGAACAAAAAAUUGCUUGAAAUCCCAGACAGCAACCAGCGGAUCCCACUAGUUUUGGCAUGUGCCUCACAUCACAGAUGGAUGACAGCUUAUCUUUAUUCAGUGACACCUAUGGAAUUUCUAGAUCCAGUAUAUGGCGACCAUGGAUUCUACCUCCUCAGAGAGUGUAUAAGGAACCACAUGUUCGGUGUAAACGUACCUAUCAUUGAGAAUCCGCUGGAGGCUGAUAAAUGGAAGACGUUUUCAACAAAGCCAAAAGCCAAUCCCGAUAUAGUCUGGAGCCUUGAUCCUGAGCAUUCAAGAGACAUGUUAAUGUAUGCAGUAGCAUAUCGUCAAAAGGAAAUUGCUGCUUUUCUUUAUCAUGAACUCGAUGUGUGGAGGGAUUCGGCAGCUUUUACCAUCGAUGAGGAUCACAAUAAUAUUUUACAUCUGGCAGCAAAGUUAGUUCCCAGUUGUCCCGGUAUUUUAAUUCCUGAUCCAGUUCUUCGGUUGCAAAAGGAAGCAAUGUGGUUUAAGGAGGUUGAAGGCCUUGUUCCACAAUUGGUUAAGGACGAGAGAAAUAAAGAUGACGAAACUCCUUUAGAAGUGUUUAGAAGGGAACACCAGGGUUUGCUUAAAGAAGCUCAAACAUGGGUGAAAGAUACAGUAAAUUUUGCCGCAAUUAUAGGUACUCUCAUCGUUGGUGUUAUGUUUGCAGCAAAUAUUACUGUUCCUGGUGGUAAUAAUGAUCGGGAUGGCCUUCCCAUCUUCUAUAAAAGAUCAGCUUUUCAGCUAUUCUUUGGAACGGAUGGAGCUUCUCUUAUCUUUGCAUCUCUUUCAGUCUUGAUCCUUUUGGAUAUCCACAAAUCGAGUCUUACGGUGGAAGAUUUUCUAAAUGGAAACUUGAACACCAAGCUGGCUACGGGGUUUUAUUUGCUCUUCUGGUCCAUUGGAACCAUGCUAAUUUGCUCUUUUGCUUCUAUUAGGCUUGUGGAUCGCCAAAGUCCUUUGGCGAUGCAGAUUAUAUUUGCUGCUAUCAUUAUCCUUCCAUUUAUCAGCCUUUUUAGAUCAAACCUUAAACCUUUUUUUAAGAUUUUUUAUUUCUUUUAUAUCCGAGGACUGACAGCAAGCCGAAGACUGAGAGAAAUCCGAGGACUGAUAACACCACGUGCUGUUGUUUUCAAAUAUCUCCUUUGAACAAGUCCACAAUCCUGCUUCAAUAUAUAUGGCUUCUUUCAGCGUAAUAAUAUUAUUAAUGUUAAAGUUUGUUUUGACAUUGUAUUUUAAGUUAGAUGGUGUAUCAGUAAUUCAGUUUAACUAUUAAUAAUUGUUAUGUUAGGGG